UCAGUGUCCCCGAGCUUUCGAGUCUAUAACAGAGGCUCAUUAUGUGGACGAUCUCAUAGACAGCUACACCGACGACUCUGAGGCGAUCGCAGUAACCACAAAAGUCCGUGACAUCCAUGCUGAGGGAGGCUUCACUAUUAGAAAUUGGAUCUCAAACUCUACCGCCAUCCUAAAGCAUUUUGGAGAGCGCCAAAUAGACGAGCAGAACCCCAAAGAGCUUGGAGACCCCGAGAAGGUUCUCGGUAUGUAUUGGGAACCCUCGAACGACGUUUUUAAGUAUACUUUCAGAUUUGCGAGACUUAAAAGAGACGUACUAAACGGAGAAACUGUACCAACAAAACGUGAAGCCCUACAGGUUCUGAUGUCCAUUUUCGAUCCUUUGGGCCUGCUAUCAUGUUACACAAUCGGUCUUAAAAUGCUACUGCAGAAAGUAUGGCGUGCAGGCAUAGACUGGGACGAGGAAUUACCCGACACUUUACUCGGAUCAUGGCGACAAUGGAAAACUGUCCUUCUUCAAGCUGCUAAAUUGGAAUUUCCUCGCUUCUACUCAACUCUGCUACCGAAUGCUGACCAGAUUGAUUUGCACACAUUUGUAGAUGCGAGCGAGUACGCCUACGCAGCAGUUGCGUAUCUUCGUAUCAAGCAGGGAGCCGAUAUCGACACAGUCCUAGUAGCAGCUAAAUGUAAGGUUGCCCCGCUAAAGCCAGUUUCAAUACCACGCAUGGAACUCCUGGCAGCAGUAAUGGGAGUGAACUUAGCCAAAAAAGUUAUUAAUAUUAGAAGGCUCAACAUUAACUCAAGCACAUACUGGUCAGACUCAAAAACAGUACUGCAGUGGCUGGAUAUGGACCCUCGAAAAUUUCAAGCCUUUGUCAUGCAUAGAGUUGGGGAGAUAAUAGAUCACACAAGUCGAGCUCAAUGGCGCUGGAUUCCGACCAAGGAAAAUGUUGCAGACUCAGCCACAAAGUUUAUCAAAUCUCCUAACGCUAAUCGCUGGUUAAAAGGUCCCCAGUUCCUAGCCAAGCCAGAAAACGAAUGGCCAGAACAAGACAUUACUCUCGAAAGUGGCGAACCGACGGAGCUACGUAAGCAUGUCUUCAUUAUAAACCAACUAAAGCAUUUUGAUUUUGCAGAGGAAUACUUUUCUGACUGGAGACGCCUGUAUAGAGCCGUGGCAACCUUUAUGCUAUACAUUAAAAGAAUAUGCGCUAAAUGUCUUGGAAAUCCACUGCCAAAAACUUUAGACCCCGAAAUCAUAAGCAAAGCGAAGUCGUGGAUAUAUAAACAGGCACAAUCUAGGACAUACUAUGCCGAAAUCACUGCUCUCAAAAAUAACACGGCCGUGAACAAAUCAAGUCCUUUGAUUGCUCUGAAUGUCUACUUGGAUGAGGAAGGCGUGCUACGUGUUCAGGGAAGAAAAUAUAACAUAAAUCCUGACGAUGCUGUCGUUCUGCCAAAGAGGUCUCGAAUUGCAUUUUUGAUCACGAAAGAUUUCCAUGAAAAAUCACAUCACAUAAUGCACGAAUCGACAAUAAAUAUCAUAAGAAACGACUUCUACAUACCUCGUCUACGAGUGCUGUAUAAAACAGUUCGGAAGGCCUGUCAAAAAUGCAAAAUCGCCACAUCCAGGCCCGAAGUACCUCAAAUGGCUGCAAUACCAGCCGCACGACUAGCCUCCUUCGAGAGACCCUUUACAUACACAGGAGUUGACUACUUUGGUCCCAUACUAGUUAACGUCGGCAGACACAAGGAAAAACGAUGGGGAGUCCUCUUUACAUGCCUGACACUGAGAGCCGUACAUAUAGAAGUGGCCUAUAAACUUGAUGUAAGCUCGUGUAUAAUGUGUCUUCGAAAUUUCAUGACACGUCGCGGGACUCCAAAAGAAAUCUUCUCCGACAACGGAACCAACUUUAAAGCAACUGAGAAGAUGGUGAAAGAAGAACUCAAAAAGAUUGACUUUGACGAAAUCACUAUAAAGUAUGAGGCGAUUAAAUGGCACUUCAACCCACCAGCGGCACCGCAUAUGGGAGGUGCUUGGGAGCGACUCGUCAGAUCAGUUAAGACUGUUUUGAAAUCAAUCUGCCCAACUAGUAACUUCAAUGACGAGACCCUUCGAACAGCUCUUAUGGAAGCAGAAAACGUCAUCAAUUCUAGACCACUAACCUUUGUCUCUUUAGAUUCAGGCGACGACGAAGCGCUCACCCCAAAUCAUUUACUUCUGGGAUCGACGAGCGGCUAUAAGCGCAUGGCAGACGACAACACCGAUCUAAGGCUGCGUUGGCAACAGACUCAACUAUUCGCGGACAAGUUCUGGAGCCGCUGGGUGAAGGAAUUCACCCCAGACUUGACCAGACGUAGCAAGUGGUUCACCAAACGUCCCCCAAUAGCUAUCGGCGACAUUGUUAUAGUAGUCGACGAUCAACUUCCAAGGAACAUGUGGCCCAAAGGACGCAUCACUGAAGUAGUGACGGCCAAAGAUGGCCAAGUUCGACGAGCUACAAUUUGGACACCGAAAGGAAUCAUGGUCCGCCCAGUGGCCAAGAUUGCUAUCCUAGACGUCGGCCUAAAAGACGGUGAAGAUCCGAAGGACGUUCACCGGGGGGGGAAUGUUACCGCCAUAAAAUAG
This is a messenger RNA of Drosophila kikkawai, 2626 nucleotides long. RefSeq lists its product as uncharacterized. Lineage: Eukaryota; Metazoa; Arthropoda; Insecta; Diptera; Drosophilidae. The record is from RefSeq and is a predicted model, not a curated record. Gene Ontology annotation, molecular function: nucleic acid binding. Gene Ontology annotation, biological process: DNA integration.